UUUUUAUAAGUAAUGAAAAUUCAAUUCCUAUUGGUAUGCAUUGUUCUUGCAUCCACUUAAUCUUCAUUCCUUGAAGAAUCCAUAAUAAAUAGAUCAUUUGCUCCUAUGUCUAAUAUAUUCUUAGAAAAAUCAACUGAUCCAACUUAAUAAUAAUUAGAAACAGCUACACCUCCAGAAACUCUUCAAACAACUUCACUAGAUAGCUACAUUAAUGCACAACUAUAAUAAUAAAUUCUUAUUGCUUAACAAUAUGAGUCAAAUCUACCAGCUGAAGGUGAUUGCAUUAUUCUUUAUGGAGAAUGUGAUUACAAAGGACCCUCUUUUAAAUAUUGUGAUUAACCAGGAGAAUACAUCAAAUUUGAAAUCCCUGUUCACUCUGUCUAUAUACCAAUUGGGUAAAUCUAUGAUUUAUUUUAGAAUGUCACUCAAAAUUAAAGAUUCCCUCUAUGGAAACAAACUUAAUUUAAUUUAUAGUCAUGAAUGUAUCUCAGAAGGAAUUCACAUCCCAGAACCUAAAAUUUAUGAAGAUCAUCCAAAUGAAUGGUUUGGUGAAAUUAAAGAAUCAGAUAAAGCUGUUCUUGAUAAUGGAGAACUUGCCACUCCAUAAAUUAAAUAUUAUGAUAAUGAUGGUAAUGUCAUAUGUAAAAAUUUAUUAACUUAUCAAUUUAGCUAAAGAAGCUUAUCAAAAAUUGAUCGAAGCUGAUUUAUAAAAAUCACAUGAUUUCUAUCUGGGAAUUGUUGAAUAACCAUAGUAUUCUACACCUUAAUCAGCAUAAUCAACAGAAUCUAAUGAAUGAUAUAUUUGCAUAAUAUCCAU
Molecule: messenger RNA, 817 nt
Organism: Paramecium sonneborni
Lineage: Eukaryota; Ciliophora; Oligohymenophorea; Peniculida; Parameciidae
Source: the annotation of a GenBank genome assembly